Dromaius novaehollandiae (emu) is the source of this 4131-nucleotide messenger RNA. RefSeq names its product glycoprotein nmb (gene GPNMB). The transcript has 11 exons. Gene Ontology annotation, molecular function: integrin binding. Gene Ontology annotation, biological process: cell adhesion. Gene Ontology annotation, cellular component: plasma membrane. Lineage: Eukaryota; Metazoa; Chordata; Aves; Casuariiformes; Dromaiidae. The coding region runs from base 162 to 1814 and encodes 550 amino acids. The record is from RefSeq and is a predicted model, not a curated record.
UCACAUGAUAAGUCCUGGGGCCCUUCAUUUAAUCGGAGAGCAGAGCAGCAGAGAAACUUUAUUCUCACUUCUCAGCAGAGACUGAAGGAGUUACUGUGUGGAAGAACUGGGCAUUCUCUGCUCCUCUGCGCAGGCUGAGCUGACGCACGGUCUCACACACCAUGAGCAGAGUUUGCCACCACCUCGGAUUCCUGCUCCUGGCUGAAGCGGUUCUGUGUACUGCUGCCAUACGGUUUCAAGAUGUGCUGAGCCAAGACAGAACUUCUCCUGUCACACCCUAUAAGAAGCUACAUGGCUGGUCUAGUGACCAAAAUGAAUGGAAUGAAAAACUUUAUCCUUUCUGGGAAGAAGGAGAUCCCAGAUGGAAGGGCUGCUGGAAAGGAGGAAGGGUGAGAGCCAAGUUGGUGACUGAUAGCCCAGCACUGGUAGGCUCUAACGUGACCUUUGUCGUGACUCUCCAGUUUCCCAAGUGUCAAAGAGAAGAUAAUGAUGGCAACAUAAUAUAUGAGAGAAACUGUACCCAGGAUACUCCGGCUUCACAGGAUCAGUAUGUCUACAACAGGACUAAAUGGAUGAACAACUGUGGCUGGGAAAACUGCACGAGCAACCACAGCCAUAAUGUAUUCCCAGAUGGGAGACCUUUCCCUCACCAUUCUGACUGGAGGAAGAGGAACUUUGUCUAUCUGUUUCAUACAUUUGGUCAGUACUACCAAAAUACUGGACGCUUUUCAACAACUGUUUCAGUCAACACAGCAAAUAUCACUCUUGGCAAACACGUGAUGGAGGUAUCCAUUUACAGGAGAGGGCACUCAACAUAUGUUCCAAUUGCAAGAGCAAGUAGCAUUUAUGUUGUAACAGAAAAAAUUCCAUUAUUUGUGAAUAUGUCCCAGAAAAAUGACCGCAACAUCUCAGACUCUAUCUUUAUCAAAGACUCACCAAUCACAUUUGAUGUGAAGAUCCAUGAUCCCAGUUACUAUCUCAAUAAUUCUGUCAUCUCCUACAAGUGGGACUUUGGAGAUGGAAGUGGGUUAUUUGUAUCAAGCAGCUCCAUUACACCUCACACCUAUGCUCUACAAGGAAACUUCACUCUGAAUUUAACUGUCCAAGCUAUUAUACCUGUACCUUGCAAGCCAGUAACACACACUCCACCAAUGCCCACCUCAGCAGACUCUUCUACCACUGUCAAGACAACGGGAGACAAUCCUGAUGGAGGCUGCCAUAUUUACAGAUAUGGAUAUUACAGAACCAGUAUCUCUAUUGUAGAGGGAAUCCUUGAGGUAAAUAUCAUUCAGAUGACAAACAUCCAGGUGACAGAAAGUCAAGCUGAAAACUCACUGGUUGACUUUGUUGUUACCUGCCAAGGGAGUCUUCCUACAGAUGUCUGUACAGUAGUUUCUGACCCCACAUGCCAGAUGUCUCAGAGUGUGGUAUGUGACCCCAUCAUCAUCACUGACAAAUGCCUUCUCACCAUACGGAGAGCUUUUGAUGAACCUGGAACAUACUGUAUAAAUAUCACCUUGGGAGAUGACACAAGUCAAGCCCUUGCAAGCGCGCUUGUAUCUGUAAAUGGAGGAUCAUCCUCAGGAACAACAGAAGGUGUCUUUAUCUUCCUUGGUUUGCUGGCAGUGUUUGUCCUCAUUGUGGCUUUCGUCCUUUACAAGAGAUACAAACAAUACAAACCUAUUGAGAGAAGACCAGGACAAGCAGAGAACCAGGAGGGACUCAGCGCUUACUUCAGCAAUUUCAAAGCCAUUUUCUUCUCUAGGAGCAAUGAGAAAGAUCCUCUGCUGAAAAGCAAGCCAGGCAUUGUUUAAAUCUUUAGUUCAACACUGACUAUUAGAUUAAGUACAGGACUCAUGUCUAAACUGUACUUUGGAUUUUUUUUCUUAUUAAAACAAGGGGGUAAGGUGAAAACACAUAUAGAUUGGUUGAUAACUUUUGGGGGCUUGGUGCAAUUAGAAAUAUGAAAUAGUCCUUCUUAGAAAAGAGUGAGGUAGUUUUGAGCACCUGUUGCUUUUGCUUGUGAUCUAGGAUACACUCUACUGAAUAGUUAAAACCCCCAUUCUUAUCUGCGUUUUCUUACUUCUAGGCUACUUACUUGUAAAAUGAAUCAGAUCUGUAAUCCAGAGGAAGAAAGAUUAAUGUUUUUGUUGUUGUUUUUUUUAACUUCUAAAUAUUACGUCUUAAAUAUACAGUCCAGUGUAGCUGCUUACUGCCCUGGCAGGAUACAUGCCUUUGCUAAGAAGAAAGAUUGGGGCGGGGGGCGGAGACACAAAUUAUGUCUGUGGGGAGCAAUGUACAAAUCUCAUUGUAGUCCAGAUCAUGGACACCCAAACAACAGAUUGACAGGGUCCACCUACAUGCUUCUCUCCAGCCUAAACUUUUAGUCUGAGACCCAUGUAAAAGUCUUAGAUGUGAUUGCUGAUGGUGGCUUUGUUUCCUGUUGUUUCCACUGGUCAUGAGACAUCGGAUUGGCACCACCACUCCCCAGAGGGCAAAUAUAUGUUCCAGGGACAAGGGUAAAGAGAACAAGGAUCCUAACAGAAAGGUGUGAGCAUUUGACUCCCAGAGCAGAGUGUGUUUUUUCCCUUCUCUUGCCAUUCAUCUCAUGCUGUAAGGAGACAUUGUUCUCUGCUUGUUCCUCCAUCCCCUCUCACUUUGACUACUUACUCGAAUAAAUUAAAGUCCCAUGGUAAAUAAAGCAAUAUGCUCCAGUUUCUGCUUUUGCAUGAUACAGCUUAGAAACUGUAAAAGUCUACAAAAUCGAUGCAUCUUUGUUUGUUAGUGUAGCUGCAGCUUUGUGUUAGCAAAACUCAUUUUUAGGCCUUUCUCAAGUGAUCUGGUCUUCUAGCCAUACACUCUCAUAAUCUGGUACUGUUGGUAUUCAAUAGUGGAAGACUAGAAGCAAACUGCUGAAGGCUGGACCACUGGAUGAUAAGAAAAAAGGAGAACCUCUUAUAUGUGGAAGGGAAGAGGUUGUUAUAGAGGCUCACUGAGAUGAGAAAACAGACCAAAAUGCCUUAAAUGGUCCAUUUUCCAUAGGAGUCUUGCUGUUAAUAUUAAAGUUUAUAAUCAAAAUGAAAUUAACUUUCAGUUGGAAGCUGGGGAAAUGACUUCACAUAACCCAAUUCUAAAUGCUGAAUCCACUGAAGAGCUGUAUUUCAACAUAUUUAGCUUCUUUACUGUAACUUGAAACUUGAGACUGACACCUAUUGCUCUCAGUUCAUGAGAAGAUAUUUAAGCAUGAAUGCAUUUUACUGAUAUCUUAGUAGACCUCUCAAAUGCUCUCCAUCUUCACUCUGAUUGGAGUCUUCGCUGCCACCUCCCCAGUGUGCAUGGAGACCUUUAAAUAGCUUGAAAAUAUAAAAAGUUCAGAUUGUGACACACCCGUGAGAUUAGUUCUUUAGUUAUAAUUCAAUAGCCUCCUUUCUUCUUUUGUUUCUAGGUUCUCUGAUUAUUUUAACUCUUUUGUGGCCAUUCCAGAUAUAUAUUUUUAAAAGCACCACAUUGGCCAUUGUUCUGUCUUCUUUAUACAUAACUGUUCAUCCUCUUAUGUAACCAUAACUGUGCAUCUAAAACUAUUCUCUGACUUAAAACACAUUUUCCUGCAGAAAUUAUUAUCCGCAUUUUAUGGCCUAAGUUAUCAGUGAGACUGAUGAUAGGAGGGAGUGUAGUUUGCAUGAUACUGAUGAUAUGAGGGUAGCAUACAUGUUGCUCUGGCUUGAGGCAAGACAGGAAUUUAGUCAAAAGCUUACAAAGACCUGUAAUGCAGUAUGAAAAUAUAGGUCUACUGCAGCAGUAAUGCUUAGGAUCAGUGAUGAUGCAGGCUGUCACUGACUGUAGGCUAUACGCAGAAAGCAUCUUGUUCCAGCACAACACUACGUAUUAAACAGAAGCACAGAGACAUCUUACGCUAUUGUACAGAGACUAGUUUUCAUCCAUACUUUCUUUUUUUAAUCCUUCAUCCUAAGAAUACAGAAUAGUUUGCAUUAUCUUCCUUUAAAUGUCAUGUUAGAAUAUUUACAACUUGAUUAUGCCUUUUCAGGUGUAACUUCUAAUUCAUAUAUCUUUGGUUUUACACAGUGGAUUCUGACUGCUGUAUUGACAAAUAAACUACCUAAUGAUUUUAAA